GAUUAAUGAAGUAGGGAAUUUGUUGAUUAUUGUCGCCUUAUUUUCCUCACAUUUCCUCCUGCUUUCCUCUUUUUUCUUCUCAGUCACACUCUCUCUUUCUCUUUCUCUUUCUCUUUCUCUUUUAAAUAAGUUUUGGUUAAUUUCAUCACUCAUUAAGCUCCCUCCCUCUCUCUCUCUCUCUCUCUCUCACACACACACACACACACACAUUCCUGUUGAAACUUGUAAUGGCAAUGGACUCUCACUAGUCCCACUUUAACUUUCACUGUGUCUAUCUUUCUGUCUUUUCUUUUCUUUGCUUUCCUCACCCUAUUUGGAGAUCCCCCAUUUAUGCCUCAGCCCUCCACUUUGGGUUCUCUCCCACCUCCAUGAUUAAGCCUUUUCCUCAUCAUGAAUGUAAGGUCCCAACAUACCAUGCUGCACACACACACACAGUGAGCAAAUAGAGGCACAAGGAGUGGUGGGGGUGUGGAACACGGCAUAAAGAUUGAAUUUUGAGCGGGAAGAGAGGGAAAGAUGCAGUCUUUUAUAAAAAAAUGUUGAUUUAAUUUUAUUUUAGGAGGAGGGUUUCGUUGGCUGCUAUGAUUCUUGCAAGAUUUUUAUAAAAAAAUUAUCUGGGGUUUGCAGUAGUGGGACAGAGAGAAUAAUACUUAGAUAAUGGGACAGUAGGCGUCAGUAGCUAUAGCAGAAACAAACAAACAAACGAGAAACUGAAUUGGGAUUUCUUGAAAUAGUGGAAGAGGAAAAAUGAUGUCUUCAGGCAUAAAUUUGGUGAUGACAGUGAUUGGUUUCACAGUUAGUACUAUGUUCAUAGUGUUUGUUUGCACGAGGUUGAUUUGUGCAAGAAUUCAGCUGAAUGCAUCGAGGCGGUCUUUUGCCAGAUCUGAUUUUAGCGUUUUGGAAAGGGGUCUUAAUGGAAUCGAGCCGCUUGUAGUAGCCAAUUUUCCCACGAGAAAGUAUCGAGACCUAUGCUUGACAUCGAAAGAAAAUGCUCAGUGCUCGAUAUGUCUUUCCGACUACCACGGAGAAGAUUCGCUCCGUUUCCUGCCCCUCUGCGGGCACUCCUUCCACGCGGCUUGCAUCGACAUAUGGCUGCAGCAGCACUCCACGUGCCCGGUGUGCAGAGUCUCCCUCCGCGAGCUCCCCGAGAAGAAAUGGUUCAUGCAGCCGAUGUUCAGCUCAGCUAUCCGGUCUCAAUACAGCGCGCAGCCGCCCGUGAACGCGCACUACUGUCAUUGCAUGGCCAACGGCCCGAGGCCUUCGUCGCUAUCCCAUAGCAACCUCUCGACGCACCACCAUCACCCCGUGCAGCCGGACGAGGCAGCAGUUCGCUUCGGUGAGUCGAAAGAGUCGGGAAAUAGGAAAGGCGGGACCCCGUCGGAGCGGUGAGAUUCCAACGCCUUCUAGGCCGAGCUAUUCAGAUUGCACUUGACAGGAGUUGAUGCUAUGUUUCAAUAUCCAUCAUAUUGUUCUUGCUUUUGGGGGGUUUUUGUAAAUAUGGCAUUAUAUAUAAGUAGUAUUUUUCCUCCCUAUCUUUCCCUUUUUUAGAUUUCUUUGAUUUUGUAAUUGUGUUGUAGAAAGGCAGUUUUGUUAGUUUAGUUAGAAACAAAUGUAAUAUAUUUUUAAUAUAUUAUAUAUUUUUGUGGUCUUUUAA
Salvia miltiorrhiza (redroot sage) is the source of this 1654-nucleotide messenger RNA. Its product is annotated as putative RING-H2 finger protein ATL36. Lineage: Eukaryota; Viridiplantae; Streptophyta; Magnoliopsida; Lamiales; Lamiaceae. Bases 748 to 1389 code for a protein of 213 amino acids. The record is from RefSeq and is a predicted model, not a curated record. The transcript is spliced from 3 exons.